Neurospora tetrasperma FGSC 2508 is the source of this 5078-nucleotide messenger RNA. RefSeq lists its product as uncharacterized. The record is from RefSeq and is a predicted model, not a curated record. Lineage: Eukaryota; Fungi; Ascomycota; Sordariomycetes; Sordariales; Sordariaceae. Gene Ontology annotation, molecular function: protein binding. The transcript is spliced from 2 exons. Bases 1 to 4878 code for a protein of 1625 amino acids.
AUGACGCAGACGCAUCUCCUUUGGAAAUACUAUUGGGAAGACGAUGUCGAAAAAUUUCGACGCCUCCUCUCCCUCGCUGCCCACGGCCCCCAACCGGCUGGCCGGAGCAGCAACAUAACCCCAGGCCAAGCCGGCGGUGCUGGCAGUCUCGGUACAUCGCCCCGUCCGUCGGGCAAGUCGCGCAAACAGCCCAACGGCGCACUCUCUCGAAUCGAUGUCAACAGUCGCGACCAUGUUGGCCUUACCCUCCUUCUGCGCGCCGCCUCCUCGACAACCAAGAACGCCGUUUCCUUCGCCGAAGCCCUGAUCGAGCACCCCGCCAUCGAUAUACACGCCCAAGACCCCGAGAGUGGCUGGAAUGCCCUUCACCGUGCAUUAUACGCAGGGAACAUCUCGAUUGCCCGGAUGCUGCUGGCUAAAGAACGGAGGGUCUUGGCAGGACCUACAGCAUCGUUUCUUCGGGUUGGACAGCUGAUCAAGACCAAGGAUCACGAAGGCAAUAGCCCUUUCGACUUGUAUAACGCGACCAUUGGUGAGCGGGACUUGAUAGCUCUUCGGGAACAGGGAGGCGCGCAGGAGGAAGAGGACGGAUCAGACAACGAAGCCGAGGUGGCUCAGGAGAGCGUUUCCAGGAAAUCCAGGCACGGUGCCCUUGGCGAGGAUCUAUACACCUUUGGAAGCAACCGGAACCUGACAUUGGGCCUUGGAGAUCAGGAUGACCGUCAGUUCCCCGAGCGGGUUUAUCUUGAGCGGCCGGCGCAUUUGCUUCAGCGAUUCUACAACGAGUACCUAGAGAGUGCUGGAUUAGAAGGUUCCACUGCCCAAAACCUGAGGGACGUUCCAGCUCUUGUUUUGAACCGACCGAUUGUUAUCGAGGAUGUGGUCAUGUCGAAACUUCACAGCGCCGUUCUCACGACGGACCCCGUCUCGAAUCUGUAUGUUAGCGGUGUUGGCCGAGGUGGACGGCUAGGACUUGGUGACGAAAAUACCCGCUUCAAGUUUACCCCGGUCCAAGGACCCCUGGCCGACAAAAAGAUCAUCCAGGUCGCGCUCGGACAGAACCACACCAUGGCUCUAGAUGAGAGUAGAGCUCUAUGGACUUGGGGUAGCAAUGCCCACUCCCAGCUAGGCUAUACUCUUCCUGAGCCGACCAAAAAGGAUGAAGACCCCAUAAGCACCACGCCGCGGCAGGUAUUCAGCUCCUUGAAAAAGGAGAGUAUCCAGGGUAUAGCUGCUUCCUCAAUCCAUUCAGUUGCUCACACCGGCAUCUCCCUCUAUUGCUGGGGUAAGAAUGUUGGCCAACUGGCUCUGAUGGAUUCGGAUUCGAGAUCCCUCGAGUAUCAGCAGACCCCGAGAAAGGUGGCAGCUUCACUCUUCUCGUCGCCGAUUGUCAUGGUCUCGGCUAUUGACAAGGCGACAACAGUUCUUCUCCAGAACUACACAGUCUGCGUGUUCACUGGUUACGGAUACAACAUCGUCAAGUUUCCCUUUGCGAGCAUGGAUACGAUUGGCCAUCUUUCCAUGUCCAAUCGAUAUGAGCCAGGUAGGAGCCAGAUCUCCUAUAUCACGUCCGGUGGAGAGACGAUUGCUGCUUUGACAAAGCGUGGAGAUCUGUUCACCAUGCAUUUGGACCACAAGAUGGAGACGAACCCACCGGCAACCUCUACCACCAAUCCUUCCAAGAUCAAGGGUGCUGUAACCCAGCCGCAAUGUAUCUGGAGCGCCAGAAAGGAUGGAGUGCGGUCGGUUGGAGUGGGUGAGUAUGGCUCGGUCAUCAUCAGCACCCACUCUGGAGCCGUUUGGCGCCGCAUCAAGCGAGCAAAGGUCAAAGACGCCUAUUCGUGGUCUUCGGAAUCAAAGCGCAACGACUUCAAAUUUCAAAGAGUGCCGCACAUCACAAAGGUUGCCGCAGUACGAGCAUCACCUUUCGGUGCGUUUGCUGCGGUUCGCCGAGACUUGGAUGUAUUGAAGGAACAGCUCGUGGUUUCUGAGCAGUCUCUUUGGAAGGAUGUGGCACCACUCAAUCCUCUGGCGGAUUUUAGAGCAUCUGAGCCGAAGCCGAGAGUCAGGAAUAAGGAAAAGGUCAAAUUCUGGGGAAAUGAGACAGUAAAGUCCAACCUCGGAUCCGUCGCAUAUGAAGUGCUCAAAUCCUCGGAUCUGGAAGAGGAUUUGGACUCGUACCUCGUAGAAUGGAAUCAUCUUCACCAACCAUUGGACGCCCUGGGCUUGGAUGUGAUCACCUUGCUCAACUUCGUUCACUUCAUGUACGAGGACAAGGUGAUACCGGCAUGGAACUUUACACGUCAAGCCCCGCCAUUGGCCUACAGAUAUCGUCAGGUUCGCCAGGAGGUCAUGAGGCUUGCCACUCGUCUCAACAUGCAUAAUCUUGAGGCAGCGGCCCGGCUGCAGGUUGACCCCAAGAAAUGCAUGGAUGAAGAUUUCCGACUAGCCAUCAAGGACCGCACCUUCUUUGGCGACGGCGAUAUCCUUCUUGAACUCGACGGCCGGGAAGUUGCCGUCCACAGCUCCUUUCUGUGUCAGAGAUGUCCUUGGUUCCAGGUGCUUUUCCACGGACGAUCCAGGGGCAUUUGGCUGGCUACGCGUCGAGAAGAAGCAGAAAUCGAGAACGAGAGGAUCAGGAUUGAUCUCAAGCAUAUGGAACCCAGUGCGUUCGCUUACGUGCUUCGGUUUCUGUAUGGCGACUACGGCGCGGAGCUGUUUGACCCCACCAUGUGUGAAACGUUCGCGGAUUUCCUUGACCUUGUCAUGGAUGUGAUGUCUAUGGCCAACUACCUUAUGCUGGACAGGCUGUCACAGAUCUGCCAAACCAUCAUGGGAAGAUUUGCCAACAUUCGCAACAUUGCCAACUUCCUCAAUGCCAUCAGCCCAUGCUCUAUUACUGAGUUUAGAGAUGCCGGGCUGGAGUACAUCUGCUUACAGCUGGAGUCAAUGCUCGAAAAUCACCUGCUUGAUGAGUUGGACGAUGACCUGCUUCUGGAGCUAGACGCGAUUGUUCGUGACAACCAGGCUGCCCAGUCGCCGUUUGUAAGGAGUGGCAGAUUUGAGAUGCUGCUUCAUGAAGCUCACCCAGAGCUUGCUCAGGAUAUCGAUGAAGAGAGGCAGAUCAGGGUUAAGGAGAUUGCGUUCAGAGCUUCAAGGGAAGAUGAUCGAAAGCUUUCCACGGCCUUCAAAGGCAAGGGUAGCAGUGGCGUUGAUGAUGCAUCAGCGUCUACGCCUGCUGCUGACAAAACUAGGAGAGCGUCAAAGGCUGCCAGGAAUGAACCAUUUGGUCAUAGCCCCGAGUUGAAGCCAAAAACCUCGCAAGCCGAUCUCAUCUUUGACAUGGAAGAAGACGGUCCGGCUACGCUCAGUACGCCCCUUGGUGCCAAGGCUCCCAAGGUCUCUAGUUCGGCAGUGGAUAAGGACCAGUUCCCGACACUAGGCAGUUCAUGGAAGGGCAAAGCUCCGAUCCGGAGUGGGCAGUCGCCUGCCAUGGCAUCACGCAGUUCUUUGCAGGCCGGAACAUCGCCAGCGACGAAAGCCGGAGGAGUUCCAUGGGCGAACGCCCCGAUGCCGGCCUCGAAGGUUGGCUUGCGGGACAUCAUCCAAUUGGAAACCACAACUACGCCAGUUGCAGCAGGUCGGUCAGCCCUAUCAGAGGGGUUGGCUGCACAACAGCAACAGCAGACGGGCAAGGAAGGGACAUCGGCGCCAAAGGUUGCACAGCCCAAGCUGUCUCAGAAGGAGAGGAAGAAACAGCAGCAGGAACAGGCGGCAGCUCAAGCAGCUUUGCACUUUGCCAAGGCUUCCCUUGCAAACAAGCCGGCAUGGGGUGACACUGAAUCGAAGGCGCCGCCUCCAUGGAAGAUGGUUACCGCCAACAAGGCCAAGCCAGCGCCGCCACAUGUCAAUCCUCCCGUCUCUUCUUCACCAGUCGCCAAGCCACUGGUGGCAGCAGAGGCUACGCCCGUCGUCCGCAGGACAGCAUCGCCAGACACGCGAUUUGCCGGUCAGCGGACGUCAAGCAACAACAGUGUUCAUACCGCUAACCCUAAUCCCAAGUCCAAGUCGACACCCACACUCUCCUCUUCCUCGGCCCCCCGUCCGAGUCCCCAACCUUCAGCCCAGCAGUUCCCAAGCCUCGGAGACUCUUCCAGCAAACCAAUCAUCCCACACUCCAAGGUAUAUAUUGCUCCUGCGCGCAAGGACGAGCAUUUGCUUGGCUUUAGCAUGGAGGAGAUCAUUUUGCAGCAGAAGCUCGAGCAAGAGCGGAUCAAGGGUGCUAUGUCUAAGAGGUCCUUGCAAGAAAUUCAAGAGGAGCAGGCGUUCCAGGAAUGGUGGGAUGCCGAGAGCAAGCGGUUACAAGAAGAGGAAGAGGAGAGGAAGAGAAAGGCUACAGAGAAAGAGGAGAGGAAGGAGAAGGGUGACAAGGCAAGGGGCAAAGGAAGAGGCAGAGACACUGUCAAUGGUGCCGAAAGUUCAAAGGCUGGCGGAGAUGCCACUGCGAAGGGCACCGGAAAGCCGGGAGGUGGUGAGGCUAAGACGGGAGAACGGAAGGGUGAAGGGAGAGGUGGGCGAGGAAAAGGAGGUCCAGGUGGUAAGAAAGAUGGGCCUCCCCCCGGCGAAGGAAAAGGAGCUGUCGUCGCUUCUGCUGCGUCAACCUCUGCAACACCAGCGAUACCAACAGGUCCAAAGGGCCAUGGUGGAGCAGCAGCGCCACAACAUCAUUCCAGAAAGGCAGACGGCGGAGAAGGAAGCAGCAACCCGAGGAGGAGAGAUAGGGGAAGAGAUCGAGGGAAAGGCGGGCGAGAUGCCACGCAAGUUGCUGGCGCUGUUUCGACUCCCACCGGUCCCGCCAUCCCGGCUGCUGGGAGGUAGUGUUGGACUUUGGUGAACGUGUGCACUGCUUAGCGCAGGAGCCAUGCACUGAAAAGAUUCAUGGGUUGACUGGGUGAAGCAAAGCCAAGGAAGGAAACACAAGGAUAUGGCAGUAUUUUACAUAGGGUUUUUGGUUUUUGUUCAACUCAUAAGGCUGCAUAUAGACACACAUGGAAGGGAAAUGCAUCGCUGCCCCGCUG